Molecule: messenger RNA, 1902 nt
Organism: Penicillium nucicola
Lineage: Eukaryota; Fungi; Ascomycota; Eurotiomycetes; Eurotiales; Aspergillaceae
Exons: 1
Coding region: 1-1902 (633 amino acids)
Biological process (GO): carbohydrate metabolic process; glucuronoside catabolic process
Molecular function (GO): carbohydrate binding; beta-glucuronidase activity
Source: RefSeq, a predicted model, not a curated record
AUGAGGCUCCUGACACCCUUUUCGUUACUAUCUCUCGCUGUCCCUUCGCUGGGCAUACCCGCAGCCAGUCACACUUCACGCAAUGAAGUGACUCAACCUGAACAUCCGCCGAUCAAAAUCAGACCCCAACGAACGCUAUCCCGAGAUCUUGUGAACUUGGAUGGCCUCUGGAAAUUCGCCCUCGCCUCCGGCCCCAAUGAUACGGCCCAGCCGUGGACUGCACCCUUGCCUAAAGGUCUCGAGUGCCCUGUCCCGGCCUCUUAUAACGAUAUCUUCGUCAAUCGGGAGAUCCAUGACCAUGUGGGAUGGGUGUACUAUCAACGUGAGGUCAUUGUACCCAAAGGCUGGUCUCAGGAACGAUAUCUCGUUCGAGCCGAGUCUGCCACGCACCAUGGUCGUGUGUAUGUGAAUGACCACCUUGUUGCUGAACAUGUUGGUGGCUAUACACCUUUCGAAGCUGAUAUCACUGAGCUCGUGGCGGCUGGAGAGAAAUUCCGCUUGACAAUUGGUGUCAACAACGAGCUCACUCGUGAAACAAUUCCGCCGGGAGAAAUCACAGUUGGAGAGGGAACUGGCCGGAGGAUUCAGACAUAUCACCAUGACUUUUACAACUACGCUGGUUUGGCCCGGUCGAUUUGGCUUUAUUCGGUGCCCCAGGAACAUAUCCAGGAUAUCACUGUGGUAACGGAUGUUGAUGGUGAUAAUGGUCUGAUCAACUACAAGGUUGAGUUGGCGAAUCAGACUACGGGCCAAGUUCAGAUCUCCGUCAUGGAUGAGGAUGGGGCCCUUGUUGCGAAUUCCUCCGGAGCUCAGGGAACUGUCACGAUUCCGUCAGUCAAGCUUUGGCAACCCGGUGCCGCGUAUCUCUACCAAUUCAAGGUCGACAUCGUGGGGUCUGACAAUAAUAUAAUCGACACCUACGAUUUGGCCACUGGAAUCCGCACCAUCAAAGUCGAAGGGUCGAAAUUCUUGAUUAAUGGCAAACCUUUCUAUUUCAGAGGAUUUGGCAGACAUGAAGACUCUUCAAUCCGUGGAAAAGGACACGAUCAAGCAUACAUGGUUCACGACUUCCAACUCAUGAACUGGAUUGGAGCAAACUCUUUCCGGACCUCACACUACCCUUACGCGGAAGAGGUGAUGGACUUUGCAGAUAGAAAUGGGAUUGUUGUGAUUGACGAAACACCUGCUGUGGGACUGAACCUCGGCUUACUGGGUUCAUCUGGCGAUAGCACCACCUUCUCGCCGAAAGGAAUCAACAAUAAAACCCGAGAGUCACACAAGCAGGCAAUUCGUGAGCUCAUUGCCCGCGACAAGAAUCAUCCUAGUGUUGUCAUGUGGUCCAUCGCCAAUGAGCCUGCCUCUUCAGAGGAUGGAGCCCGCGAAUACUUCAAGCCGCUGGCCAAUUUGACUCGUCAGCUUGAUCCUACUCGGCCUAUCACCUUUGCUAAUGUCGGUGGUGCAACUUUUGAACUAGAUCAGAUUGCAGAUCUGUUCGAUGUUACCUGCAUCAACCGCUAUUUCGGGUGGUACUCUGAGACAGGAGACCUCGCGGAAGCUGAGGUCGCUCUUGAGAAAGAGCUUCGUGGGUGGCAAGAGAAGUUUGAUAGGCCAAUCAUCAUGACUGAAUAUGGAGCUGAUACCCUUGCCGGUCUUCACUCUGUUCUUGCACUGCCUUGGAGUGAAGAGUUCCAGGUUCAAAUGUUGGACAUGUACCAUCGGGUUUUCGAUCGUAUUGAGGGGAUGGCAGGCGAGCAUGUUUGGAAUUUUGCGGAUUUCCAGACUAGUUUGGGUAUCUUCCGAGUCGAUGGUAACAAGAAGGGUGUUUUCACUCGUGAUCGCAAGCCAAAGGCAGUAGCUCAUGAUUUGAGGACCAGAUGGACUAAUAUGGACAAGAAGGAGUGA